AUGGUCAACGAAGCACUCAGACGGCGCAUACCUCCGCCAAGGAUAAAAAUACCAUUAAAAACACCACCAAAGAAUACCACCAAAGAAAACCACCAAAGAACACCACCAAAGAAUACCACCAAAGAACACCACCAAAGAACACCACCAAAGAAUACCACCAAAGAACACCACCAAAGAAAACCACCAAAGAACACCAAAAAACACCACCAAAGAAUACCACCAAAGAACACCACCAAAGAAUACCACCACCAAAUAUACCACCAAAGAAUACCACCAAAGAAUACCACCAAAAAUACCACCGAAGAAUACCACAAAGAACACCAAAGAACACCACCAAAGAUACACCAAAAAUACCACCGAAGAAUACCACCAAAGAAACACCACCAAAAUACCAGAAGAACCACCAAAGACACCACCAAAGAACACCACCAAAAACCACCAAAGCCACAAAGAACACCACCAAAGGCACCAAAGAAUACCACCAAAAAAACCACCAGAAUACCACCAAAGAAAACCACCAAAGAACACCACCAAAGAACCACCACCAAAGAAAACCACCAAAGAAAACCACCAAAGAACACCACCAAAGAAUACCACCAAAAACACCAAAACACCACCAAAGAAAACCACCAAAGAACACCACCAAAAAAACACCAAAGAAACCACCAAAGAAUCACCAAAGAACACCCACCAAAGAAACCACCAAAGAAUACCACCAAAGAACACCACCAAAGAAUACCACCAAAGACACCAAAAACACCACAAAAGAACACCACCAAAGAAACCACAAAGAAUACCACCAAAGAAUAUACCACCGAAGAAUACCACCAAAGAAACACACCAAAGAACACCAAAGACCACCGACCACCAAAAACACCACCAAAGAAUACCACCAAAGAACACCACAAAGAAUACCCACCAAAGAAUACCACCAAGAAACACCACCAAGAACACCACCAAAGAACACCACCAAAAGACCACCCACCAAAGAAAACCCAAAGAAACACCAAAGAAUAA
Messenger RNA from Penaeus vannamei (Pacific white shrimp), 1017 nucleotides. The record is from RefSeq and is a predicted model, not a curated record. NCBI's taxonomy places the organism in Eukaryota, Metazoa, Arthropoda, Malacostraca, Decapoda, Penaeidae.